This is a messenger RNA of Pseudogymnoascus destructans, 2383 nucleotides long. It is a transcript of the gene CDC20, whose product is annotated as ubiquitin-protein transferase activating protein. The record is from RefSeq and is a predicted model, not a curated record. Gene Ontology annotation, biological process: anaphase-promoting complex-dependent catabolic process; positive regulation of ubiquitin protein ligase activity; positive regulation of anaphase-promoting complex-dependent catabolic process. The transcript has a single exon. Gene Ontology annotation, molecular function: ubiquitin ligase activator activity; anaphase-promoting complex binding; protein binding. NCBI's taxonomy places the organism in Eukaryota, Fungi, Ascomycota, Leotiomycetes, Thelebolales, Thelebolaceae. Gene Ontology annotation, cellular component: anaphase-promoting complex. Bases 1 to 1830 code for a protein of 609 amino acids.
AUGACAACCGCCGUGUGCACGCCCAUCAAGUCCCACGCCGGCAUGUUCUCCUCGAGGACCGCCGGCGGCCGGAUGCCACUUACCCCCUCUCCUCGCAUGCGAGCGAUGGCCCAGCCAGUCAACAACUCGUCUCCAUUCACCCCCGAGCGUCCCGCUUCCAAGGACGAGAGCAUCCGCGCAUCCAAGUCCACCUACGGCGGAAACCUCGCCGCACAUUUCACCAAGUCCUCGUCAAGGACGCACAGAGACUCUCCAAAGUCGAACAUUGCUCGCGUUGUGGCAACUCCUCGCCGCGCCCUUGAGCUCGGCGUCUCGGAUUUCACACUCGUUGGCACUGGUGCCAAGACCCCUUCCAGCUCCAAGUCGAGGAAGGCGCCGCUUCGAACGAAGUCGAACAAGACCACCAUUUCAUACGGCGGUGACAGGUUCAUCCCAAACAGAACUGCUAGCUCCGGCAUUGUCACAGCUGGCUCUGGAAAGCUCGAUGCUGCGGACAAGCAGCGCCCAAAGACCAGCAAUGGCGAUGGAUCCUCGGUCCUUGCUUCCGCUGCUACCGCUUUCGACGUCGGUGGACGUGGCGCUGAUGACGAUGUUGCCGCUGCUUUUGACGGCCUGAACCUUGCCGAUGAGGAGUCAGCGACCACAUACUCUCGCCCAUCACCAAACUCCGUUGCCUACCAAGACUCGUUGGCGUCUGCCUGCGGCAUCUCGCGAAACACCCGCAUCCUUGCUUUCAAGCCUGCCCCUCCUGAGUCGUCCAAGCCAAUCGACCUUCGCUCCCAGUACAACCGUCCUCUCAAGCCUGCCAGCUCUACCACUGCCCAGUUCAGACGCCGUGUCGCCACUGCCCCAGAGCGUGUUCUUGAUGCCCCUGGACUCGUUGAUGACUACUACCUCAACCUUCUUGACUGGAGCUCCAACAACCAGGUUGCCAUUGGCCUCGAGCGCAAUGUCUACGUCUGGUCCGCUGAGUCCGGAACCGUCAGCUCUCUUCUUGAGACUAGCCCGGACACCUAUGUCAGCAGCGUCAAAUGGUCUGGCGACGGAGCAUACGUCGGCGUUGGACUCGGCACGGGUGAGGUCCAGAUCUGGGACGUUGAGGAGGGCACCAAGCUCCGCAGCAUGCACGGACACGAUACCCGUGUUGGUGUUAUGGGAUGGAACAAGCACACUCUGUCCACCGGUGUCCGCAGCGGCCUCGUCUUCAACCACGAUGUGCGCAUCGCCCAGCACAAGACCGCCGAGCUCAUCUCCCACACCUCCGAGGUCUGUGGCCUCGAGUGGCGUGCCGACGGUGCCCAGCUCGCUACCGGCGGCAACGACAACCUUGUCUCCAUCUGGGACGCUCGCUCCCUCUCCGUCCCCAAGUUCACCAAGACCAACCACAAGGCUGCCGUCAAGGCCAUCAGCUGGUGCCCAUGGCAACCCAACCUCCUUGCCACCGGUGGCGGAUCCUACGAUCGCCACAUCCAUUUCUGGAACUCCACCUCUGGUGCCCGCGUCAACAGCAUUGACACCAGCUCCCAGGUGACCUCCCUGCGCUGGAGCCCUCACUACCGCGAGAUUGUCAGCACCAGCGGCUUCCCCGACAACUCUCUCAGCAUCUGGAGCUAUCCAACGCUCGUGCGCAACGUCGAGAUCCCCGCCCACGAGACUCGCGUCCUCCACAGCUGCCUCAGCCCUGACGGACAGAUGCUCGCCACCGCCGCCGCGGACGAGUCCCUCAAGUUCUGGAAGGUCUUCGAGAAGAAGGCUGGCGCCGCGUCUUCUGCGGUCGCCGGCACCGCCUCUGGCAAGGCCGAGAUGGUCAAGCAGAUGACCAUCCGCUAAACUAACUGAUAUCUACCGAGCUUGCUCGCUGUAUGCGCACCCUACACGCCUGGGGCGCAGGUAAAGUAUCACAAAAUUUCAAAUAGGAUUUGGGUCUGGCUUUAGCGGGGUCUGGUCUUGUUUCCUGAGCGUGGAGUUGAUGGGGAUUAUGACGGUUUUUCUCCCACUUGAUUGUCCAUGGCCGAAAGUGCUUCACCUGGUCUUUUGCGAGCAUGUUUAUUAUCUGGAUAUUACGACGGAUGGGGGUUCUGGGGACGAUGAUGGAUGAGGGUUCUUAUGAUUUCGAAAUUUGUUUUCUGUUUCUUACACGAGAGGGGGGAAGUGUUGUAGACUAUGUUUUGUGAUUAGCUAGGGGUAUGUGAUAAUGUAUCUCUUGGCUUAACCAUGAUAUCUUUGGUUCUUAUUUGCGAUUCUUCAUGUUAUCAUCAGGUGGUAAAUACAGGUCUGAGAUCUGCAGUGUCAAGUGCGGGGGCGGCUACUGGCAGGUGUGGGGAGUGUUGGGGUGGACCACAGCAUGUAUGGAUCAGUGAAGAGAUGUAAAUAUCAAUGGAUA